Messenger RNA from Mycena indigotica, 1749 nucleotides. Its product is annotated as F-box domain-containing protein. The record is from RefSeq and is a predicted model, not a curated record. Gene Ontology annotation, molecular function: DNA binding. NCBI's taxonomy places the organism in Eukaryota, Fungi, Basidiomycota, Agaricomycetes, Agaricales, Mycenaceae. Bases 1 to 1749 code for a protein of 582 amino acids. The transcript has 6 exons.
AUGCUCCCUCUUGAUAUCUACAUUGCCAUUCUGGAGUCGGUGGAGCCGCAACGCGCAGAGCUUGACGCUGUUUCGACGCUUGUAAAUUGUUUGAAAACAAACAGACUGUUGCAUGAAGCUGCUGCCCGACCCGGUCUGUGGGAAGCCCACUAUCGGGUGCGAUACCAGCAUUCGAAUCGGGACACAGAAGCUGAGCUGACGACCCUUUUCAACGAUGACUGGCGCCUCAAAUAUGCUGAAAGGCGCCGCCGCGACCGCGAAGCCCUGGCUCUUCUUGAACAAAUGGUCCUUGACCGAGAACACCGUUAUGAAUAUGCGGCAACUCUGGCGGUCAAGUCUUUCGACAUCUGGGAUGCAUUCGAAGUUGAAUGCAUCCUGCCUGCUCCCGCGCUGUUUGGCACGUCUGUGACCUAUGCCCUCACGCGACGGUACUGGGCUGAGGGCGUGCUGAACAUGAUUCUUCGCAGCUCUGCGAUAAAACACUGGGGCGGACUUGUGGACGGCGGGAAUUCGGUGUCGUUCGUGGAUGCUUUCUCUUCAUUGUCCUGCUUUUUUGGCAAAUCAUUCCAAGAGAUCUCGUCUUCGCUUGCCGCAUUGAAUGAACAAUGUCGCAUGUACCUCUUGAAAAAAUCCUGCGAAAUAGAUCCCGAAUCUCCGGGGUAUAACCUCUCAGGAUUGUGCACCGAGAUUUGCCACUUCAUGAGUGAAGACCAGGGUUUUGGUCCUGUCGAAUCUACACGAUUCUACAAUGUCUUGAACCAUUUCCCGCAUGCCUACCUAGACACCAAUAAGAAAACACUCCCCAUCUACCUUGUUCACGUGUUCGUCUCUCUGGCCAGGUCCCUCGGCAUACCAGCGUCACCCGUAGAAUUUCCCGGCCGGGUCCUAGUACAUGUCGCCUCCCCACCCGGCGCUGAUGACUUCAUGGUGGACGUUUUCGGUUCAUCGCUCGUUUCUCUACGACAUGAUCUCCCAGCGAUGCUCUUGCGGUUGGGAAUUGCUCCCGACAACAUAGAGCGCUAUGUGGCCCCGUGCGGUGCUGCCCCCAUGCUCCUUCGCGCUGCCCGCAAUAUUUUCUCCUCCCUGCAGAACAGCGAUUCACCCUCACAAGCCGCGGUCUACGUUACCGUCUGCAUUCAUCUUCUCCUCUCCGACGAGCCACAGCUGGUAUCGCACAUGCUCUCCCGCGUUCCCUCACUCGACCCGCUUUAUUGCUCAACUUUUCUCGCAGACAUGAGGCCUCUGCUGCAAGGAGGCAAUGUCCGGCUGCUCGACAAGAUCUGUGCAAGUGUUAUGGAGACAGAAAAGUCGGAGGCUGCAGCCCUCCACUUGCGCACGGACGAUAUCAAAAUUGCGCAUUAUGUCGGAAUGACGUUCAAGCAUCGAGUGUACGGCUACACGGGCUGUAUAGUUGGUUGGGACCCGGUUUGUGCGGCAAGCGACGAAUGGAAAACCUUGAUGCAGGUCGGCCGUCUGGAUCGAGGGGCUGACCAGCCAUUUUAUCACGUCAUCAGUCUUGAAGGUACCCAGCGAUAUGUCGCAGAGGACAAUAUCGCGAAGCCGGUUGAGCUAACGGCAGAACUCGCGAUGCUUUUCCUAGAACAGGUCAGCAUUAUGGGCCGGUAUUUCAGCGAUGCAUAUACGCAUCCUGAAGCUUAUCGCGGCCGAUGGCGCUUGAGUCCGGAGUUACAACGACAGUAUCCAAACGAUGAAGACGCUGCACGGAAAUACGACGAUUACCCCGAGUAA